AUGACGACCCUCUCCCCACCGCCCUCGCUCGCCCAACUCGAUCUCACUCGCCAAUCGACCUCCUCGCCCGCACCCUUGACGCGCAACCCCGUCGCGCUCCGGCUGUACAAAGUCCUCGGCUCAACCUUUGACGAUAAUGCCUCGCGCGAGGCGCUGCUUACACUCUCCGAACUAUACACUACCCCCUCCAAACCUGGUGCUACCUCUGACGUCAACGGCAAUGGAGCCGAAGGAGUAGUAGUAGGGAACGGUUCUGGAGGAGCAGGCGCGCUAGCGUUCCUCGACGGCCCGCCCCCGGGCGAAAGCGCCGCGCUCGCACGGAGGAACUUGCGGCGGGACGUCGAGACGAAGCUGAGCGACGGCGCGCAGAAGUUUCUCAAGGCCUUCGGGGCCGUCGAUCGGAAGCUGGACACGCUGCAGGCGCACAUCAGCGAUAUGCGCGUGCGAUGCGACGACGCGCAGAAGCGGCUCGUCGCGACGAACUCGGCGUGUAGGUCUUUACUCGACAGAGCCGAGUCCCUGCGCGAAGAACGGUCAGACGUCGACCUGCGCCAAACGCUCGCCACGCUCUUCCUCGCGCGCUUCACGCUCGCGCCCGACGAGAUCGACGCGCUCGCGUCGCCCGACGCGCAGAUCGGCCGCGUCUUCUUCGACGCGAUGGAUAAGGCGCACCGGAUACGCGCCGACUGUCGCGUGCUGAUAUCGGGCGAGGAGCGGCCUUCGCAGGCAGGGACGGACGUGAUGGCCGCGACAGCCGGCUACUUGGAAAAAGCGUACGACAGGCUCUUCAAGUUCGUCUCCCUCGAAUUCCGCAACCUCGGGCGCGACGCCGCGCUCGAAGUCGGCUCCAACCUGCGCGAGGGUGUCAAGCGCCUGCGCCAGCGGCCCGAGCUGCUCGGAGAAAGCCUAAUGACCCUCGCCCAAACCCGCCGCGCCGCCCUCCUCGCCUCCUUCCUCUCCGCCCUAACCUCCCCAACAUCAUCCUCCGCGCGCCCGAUCGAGCUCCACGCGCACGACGCGCUGCGAUACGUGGGCGACAUGCUCGCGUGGGUGCACCAGUCCAUCGCGGCCGAGCACGAGUUUCUCGAAUCGCUUGGAGGUGCUGGAGGGGGAGGGGAGGGGCGGGAAGAGGACGCGUGGAUCGUGGAGCUCAUGGACGGCGCGGUGAGCGGGCUGUGCAGCCCGCUCAAGGGCCGCGUGCUGCAGGCGGUAAGGGGGCAGGACAACGCGGUCGUCGCGUAUAAGGUGGCGAGCCUGCUCGGCUUCUACGCGUUGACGAUGAUGCGGACUGUGGGCGAGGAGGCGCUGUUGUCGAAAACGCUGAAAGAGACGACGGACGCGGCGUACAAAGUCUUCUUCGACACGAUCGAGUCCCUCGGGCGCGCGCUCCUCCGCACCGAGCUCCCGCCCUCCUCCCCGUCCGACUCAGCCUUAACCCCGCCCGGCCCCCUCCUCACACACCUCCAAACGCUGCGCUCCAUCCUCGCGCUCCACGCCUCCGACACCGAGAACGCCGCGCCGGAAGAGAUGAACCGCGUACUGGAUACUAUGCUCGAUCCGGCGCUGCACUGGGUGUAUGGCGCGAGCGAGGAGAAGGAGGAGAAGGAGCGGCGGAGGGGGAGGGGGUGGGAUCGGAGGGUGUUUGUUGUUAAUGGGUUGACGUAUAUCAUGAGCGUGCUGGAGCCGUAUGCGUUCGCAAAGCAAAAAGCGACGAUCGUUGAGGGGUUGAUCGAGGAGCGCGUGGCGGAGCUUAUCGAGGAACAUUACGAGAACCUCCUCCAAGACACAGGCCUCGCCCCCGCGAUCCACACGCUCGACACCAAACAGCCCACCGACAUCCUCUCCCGCCUCCCCGCCACGACCCCCGCCUCCCUCUCAACCUCCCUCCACGCCUUCUCAUCCUGGCUCUCCGACCCCUCCCAAGAAACGCUGCACUCGCACCGCCUCUCGCACCUCACCGCGCCAUCCUUACACAACCGCAUCCACCGCGCCGCGCUCUUGCGGCUGGGCAGGGCGUAUGAGAGGCUGUGUGUGGAGGUGAGGAGGGAAGGGAAUCGGUAUGAGGCGGCGAAUACGGUGCUUGGGAGUGAGCGGCCGUUUGGGAGUGUGGGGGCGCUGUGGCAGAUUUUUGGGAUUGAGGAGGGGGAGGAGGAGGAAGGAGAGAAGGCGUGA
This is a messenger RNA of Peniophora sp. CBMAI 1063, 2172 nucleotides long. The record is from the annotation of a GenBank genome assembly. NCBI's taxonomy places the organism in Eukaryota, Fungi, Basidiomycota, Agaricomycetes, Russulales, Peniophoraceae.